Coffea arabica (coffee) is the source of this 435-nucleotide messenger RNA. NCBI's taxonomy places the organism in Eukaryota, Viridiplantae, Streptophyta, Magnoliopsida, Gentianales, Rubiaceae. The record is from RefSeq and is a predicted model, not a curated record.
AUGGCACGUCCCAAACCUGCACUAGUUCUGAGCUCCCUCUUUUUGCUACUCAUUUUCUUCCAAACUAUCAAUCCAAAUGUGAGCGCCCAAAAUGAUCACAGCAGCCUUCAGCACAUGUCUGCAACUGAAACUAUUGGCUGGCAUUUGAACAACAGCACAUUCUUCGACCCCGGCGAAGAUGGUCUUGAAGAUGAAGAAGAAGAAGAAGAUGGUGGCGGUGAGGUUGGUGAUCAUGGGAGGACACUACUCUACUACUACUACAGAUCAAGCAGGCCAAGGCGUUAUUACAUUUCUUAUGGGGCAUUAGCUGCCAACAGAAUCCCCUGCCCGCCUCGCUCUGGAAGGUCUUACUAUACCCACCACUGUUACAGAACACGUCGCCCAGUCAACCCCUAUUCCAGAGGAUGUUCCGCUAUCACCCGUUGCAGGAGAUGA